This is a messenger RNA of Porites lobata, 7766 nucleotides long. Lineage: Eukaryota; Metazoa; Cnidaria; Anthozoa; Scleractinia; Poritidae. The record is from the annotation of a GenBank genome assembly.
AUGGCGUCCUGGAUAGCCAAACCGUGGAUUGAACAGGCUUUGAUGAGCGAGACCGGAAAGAACCUUCCGAAAAUUGCUAGAGCUCAGAUACUUAAGGUAGGCAAAACAUUUUUAUGAACAGUUGGGUCAAAUGUUUCACAAACGUCCAUGGAUCAGGAAACAACAAAUAGCGCCAAAUUCAAGAAUUAAUGAUCAUGACAAGGAUCGCAAAUAUAUAAUGCGUCGCUUAGUGGAGGUGGGUGCCCUGGAUAUCCAGGGGCCUCCACUUUCGGCAAAGCCAGCUCAUGGCUGGUAAACCUGCGCCUUCGAGCCAUGAGCCCCCACGCCAACGAAACCAGGCACCAGUCACAGUGAUUUAUCAGUGGAAAAAAUAAAGGCGGGUUGGGGAGGGAUGGGGGUGAAAGAAUGAUCCAAAGGCUAAACGAAGAGAGUGGCCGCCAGGAAAUGCUGUAACAAGCACAUGGAGAUGAUGUAAGCAAGGUUGAACACAACCACCGCACUGACCGCUGACUGACGCCUACACUCCUCUUAACUGUGUUAAAUUUCAUUUAACUACAUUUAACUGGAUGCUUAUUGUUCAGUUAAGUUUGUAAGUUCAGUGUUUUUGAUCAUUUACUUUUGAUGUUUGCAAUCUGUAGUUGCCCCCUAAAACAUCACAUCCAGGGCAGUAGCCAGGGCUGGAGCUCCUGUAGGUUUUAUCCUUUUACCUCUUAGAUGCCAGUAUAAAAUUGGGCUAUUGAGUUUAAUAUCAAUAUCCUUCCCCCUCCCCCCCCCCCCUACCCCCGGUUGAGGAUUUGCCUUUUCUUCUUACCCUUGCAGAUUAAAUGAAAUUGCAUUCACCCCCAAAGACUUCCUUAAAAUAUGAAGAACUGAAGGACAUUGGUCUACCCCUAAAAAAUAUUAUGGGAAUUAAAGCUUUAUCCCCAAAGAAUUCCUUUUUUUAUUUUUACAUUACCCCAAAAGAAAUCCUCAAUUUUUUAUUAUUUACCCAUGAAGAAUUCAAGCGGUCCAUUAGCCAUGUGUAUCAGGCCUUUGUAAGGGGUUAAGGGAGAGAAGAUUUUUGAAAGGGAAGCGGGAAAGGGGCUAGGAGUAUCAGACCUUCCUAAGGGGCAAUACUCAGGCUAAUAGUCCAGUCAACCAGGGGGCAGAUACUGUAAAUUCCGAAAGUAAGCCCUGGGGCUUAUACUUUUCAAAGGCAAUUUUUGAGGGGCUUAUGUUUGGAGAGGCUUAUGUACAGAGGGAAAUUUGCGUUUAAAAAGCGACUGGGCUAGCCUUCUUCUCGGAAGGAAAUUUACUGUUUUUCUUUGUUUUACUUUGUAUUUGACGGAAAUUUCCAAGUACAAUACCCCCGGGAGGCUUAUAUUUGGAGGGGCGAUUUAACAGGGUUUUUUGCAUUACAAGUUUGUGGGGCUUAUAUUUGGAGAGGCCUUUACAUGGAGGGGCUUAUUUUCGGAAUUUCACGGUUUAUAUUCAAUUACAGCUGUAAGAUGCAAUAGCCCAUUCAGGUUUAACAUUUAAAACCAAAGUUGGUUCUUAACUGUAGUUUCCCUUUUCAUAUAGUAUCUAUGAAUAUUUAGGAAGGGAGACAAAGGAAAUUGAAACUCAACCAAAACAUUUUAACCUGUUUACAUUAAUUUUUGACAUGUACAUAUUGUGAUUGUACAUUUUUGGUUUUCUUUUGCUUUUCAGUUUGAUGAAACAUCUCACUACACCAUUGCCUUUAUCAGUGAUAAGGAAUUUUUUGUAAAAGCUGUUUUCUCCCAAGCUGCUGUUGACCAGUUCAAACGGUAACUUUGGAAUAAUUAACAAUUAUUCCUCGAGCCCGAAUGGGCUCUUAGUCGAUAGCGGGCUAUUGACUCAGAGGCCGUGAGGGCGAGAGGAAUCAUUUUUUUAGUAAAAUCCAACUAGCUGGUCAAAAAUAUCGAGAAUAAAAAAACUUUAGCUACUUAAAGCUAGACUUUAAUCCUUUUUUGCGGCCAAAAAGCCCACGCUUUUCGCUACUAGUGGGCUAUAACAUAUAGCCUAGUAGUAGCUCAACCAAUCAGAAUGCAGCAUUAAUAGUAGACCACUAGUUGGAUUUUACUAAUAAUUUAUAUGUGCUGUAUCAUAAAAGAUGUUGACUAAAUUCACAUCUACAGCUGUCAAGCCCUGCUUUACGGACGCCUGCUUGAUACAGUCACCUCAUUAUUAUGGAUAAUUUGCUUUGUCCCUUGGGAAAGAAAGCCCUUACGUUUUCUCUAAGUUCAAGCCACUUAAUACGGACACCCCAUUAAUAUGGUUCCCUCAGUGUGCUUAUUAACAAGGUUUGAUCGUAUUGAUAAAUGAUCAAAAUCAUCUCAAGCACUACUUUAGUCAUUUUUUACCAACCUUAGUAAGAGCUGUGGAUGAGAAUGUCUGCAAUUACUUAAGCUUUUAGGUGUUGUCAGUCAUCAUGAAAAUGGCCAUCAAAAUAAUAAUUAUAAUUUUAAUAAUAAAAAGUCUACUGCAACCCUUGGAUAACCUUCCUUGCAAUUUUCUUGGAAACAAGUGCAUUAAAUGGUACGAAAUUCAAGGACUGAUCCAAGAAUAUUUUUGGUGAGGGUUCCAAGAUGGACAGCAUUUUUAACCUAGGCUGAUUCUCAACCUCCUUUGUCUCCCACCCCCGAUUCAUGAACAAUUGAGACAAGGGAAAUAGAGAAUCAACCUAGGUUAAAAAUUUUAACCUGAAGUUUUAAUUUUGACCUGUAACAUAGACAUAACUGUAUAUUUUCUCCUCUCCAUUCAAAAUUCUCUCUUACUGAUUACACAGUGGUAACAUUAUGUUACAGUACCACUCAAAAGUAAGUUACCAGUCGUGUCUCAUUCCCUGUGCGACGAGAAUCGCGUUGCGCGAGAAUCAUUGAACCAGCAAUUUUUGGCGUAAAUUAUUGACGAUAUGUCCAGCAAGAAACCAACAAACAAUAUUUCACUUAGCGUUACCUUGAAGACUAAGGAAAACAGGCAUUAGAUUUGGUGUUAAGUUUCUUUCAAGAAGCUUUCUUUUAGCUUGUCAUUAGCACACUGUUUAGUUUUCGGCUUUGUUUCCGAUUGAUUUUGACUCUGCACUUGGUCAUACUGUACGUUUCAUAUAAUAACAUUUCCAACUACAGGUAGUGUACUGAUCUCGUAUGCUAAACUAACCACAUUGAAAAGACAAGUGAAGGUAAAGAGUGAGGAGAGGUUUACGUUUUGACAGUAUGUGUACAAGUCAUGUACAUCUGUAAAUGUAUGUUUUUCCUCUUUCAGAGAUAACCCAACCCUUUCAAUGGCAGACAUUCAAGGUGGCCUGAUCUUUAUUAAGAAGUACUCCCUUGAAGCCACAUGUACAACUGAAAAAGAUUUGGUAUAGCUGAAUUUAUUGUUAUUGUUUUUAGUAUCAAUAGUUUUCAAUGUUCUUAUCACAAUACUUUAUAGUUACCUACCCACGCAUGGGACUGCACCUCAUGAUAGGCGCUCCACAUUUUCAAUAAACUCUUAUUUUUGCUUCCUUCUCCUUAAAUCUUCAGUAGACUCUUUUUAGUUCAAAUAAAACUUGCAGAAUUUACUUUGUAACAACUGACGCAUCUUGUACUUAGACUAAUGCCCCAUUCGCAACUAAACAUGUUUAAUUAAACCAGGUUUUAAAAAAUGACAAACAGACGAGGAAAUCUGGAACACAGGUUUUCACACAGGAUUCAAAUGAAAUUCAACGUUUUUUGUAAUCUGCAAACAACUUAAGUCAGUAAGCAGCUUAGGAAACAAUUAUUAAUUUAAACUGUGUUUAACUAAACAGCUUUUAAAACAUGUUUAAGCUUUGGUCUGAAGGAGCCUUAAGUUUUAUUUACCCUCGUGUAAACAGCACACAACAAAGUAAGCAACACAGCUGCAAGCCUAUAACAACCUAUACCAGUAGGCCUUGCUUCAUGGUAAUAAUACAUCCAUUGCAAUGAUCGCUACAAUGUACUUCGACCUUUUUCAGAGCACUGCUGAGUUUGUGAUGAAGAUAGAUCUGUUCAAGUUUGCUGGUGGUGAAGGAAACACUCAGUUUGGAAGUGAUGUCGUUGACAGCUCAAAAUAUCCCCCUCUACAGCCUAGACUGCAUGAGCUAUGUACAGUAUCACAGUUCAAGACUCUGCUCUAUGAUAAAAGCUUUGAUGCCAGAGAGGCAGAAGGUGGAAACAAGCUUUCUAGCAUCAAAGAACUUGAGAGAACCUUGUUAGAAAACCACGAACCUGUCUUUAUACCUGAAGACAUGGAAAAGAAAUUGGCUACAAUUCCAGGUAAAUUAUUUCCUUUAUGAACUUUAUGAAUUUGGCAUCCAAUAGACUGGGUUAUCCUUCUUUAACUGAGCAUUUGAAGCAAAAAAAAUAAGUUACCGGUAGGUGAAGGCAGGACAUGCCCAGACUAAAUGGAAACCUGCUUGCCUCUAACAUUUUUUGCGUUAUGUGUUGACCAGACUAGACGAGAAACAAUAAUACCAUAAAAAGUAAUAAUAUUAUUUGUAGUAAUAACAAUGUAUACCUCAAACACCUUCAAUUUCAGAUCUUUAAGUCUCGGGGCAAUUCUGGCAGUAAUUUUGAUGUGGCUAAAUCAUGCCAUUUAGGCGAGGUUAAAAACAAGACAAUGCUGGCCAGCAGUCUCCACCACUAAUCGUAUGUGGGGCGGUCUUUGGGUUUAGUGGGAUAUUGCUCACUAGAGGUCGUGCCCUAAAUAUUUAAUUCUAUUUCCCGUUAAAUCAAAAAAUUAUCAACCUCUAGUCCUGUGAGGCCUCAAGUGUACCUUUAGUUUAGUUCCAAUAUUGAUCAAUGAAGUCCUAUAGUAAUCUAGUUUCUCUAUCAUCUUUGAUUUUAGUUUUUUAUUUUAUAUUAGUAUAUACACACUCAGUGAUCUUGGUGAUAUAAGCAAUCUGAUUGGUUCACUAUCUCGGACUAUUCAACAAUAUUCACCUCCUAGUGAGUGCAUAAUGUGUGAGCUCAGUGUUUUUUAGAGAACAAUCUUUUAAAAGUCGGCAAAAUCCUAGGGUUGCCUUUUUUAAGACAAGGUAAGACUUGGAAGGAUUCAAAAUGGUGUUUUUCCAUUUACUGUGGCUGAAUUUUGUGCUCAAUGGAUUGUUUACAACUCCUGUUCAUUCGGGUAGAAGAAGCCGUUUCGUGAACUUAGUGUUUCCUAACAAGAAAAUUGGCCCAAAAUCAAAGUUUAUUUAUGACAAACAAAUUUGAAAGCAAAUGUUUGCAGAAAUUCUACGUUUCAAGUAAAUAGGAAAAAGAAUGCUACAGGAAGACAAUGUCUUACCUCGAGCAACCGAGCCGCCAUUUUUGUCAGCACUUCAUGCAAACAACGACACUACAAACCCUUUUGGCUAUAAACUUGGUGAGUCAACAGUAAACAACAAAGCUCUACUUUUCUUCUCACGUAAGGAAACAAGUCAAACUUUUAACGGUUCCAUUUAAGCCAUUAAGCUGUUGUUUGCGGAGUGAUAAACUUGUGAAACGCCAUGUUUGAAAAUUCUGUAAAGAUCUAUUUUUAAACUGCCACGCGAUUUGAUCCGGCAAUAUUAUUAAAUCAUACUUUUUAAUGGUUUCCUCUCUGAUUUUGUUGAGAUCACUUUGUGUGUAUAUACUAAAACAAUUAUUCUUUUCAAUCUUGGUAAAUAUUCAGCCACUAUUCACCUCGAUUUCAAAGAAAACUUGUUAAGUAUUGAAUCUCAUGGGGAUAGCAAGGGUGGCGCAGUAGUGAGAGCACUCACCUCCCAUCGAUGUGGCCCUGGUUCGAAUCCCGGCGUCAAUGCCAUAUGUGGGUUGAGUUUGUUGUUGGUUCUCUCCCUUACUUCAAGGGAUUUUUCUCCAGGUACUUCGGUUUUCCCCUCUCCUUAAAAAUCAACACUUCCAAAUUCCAAUUCGAUCUGGAAUGCAAGGACAUGUGUCAACGAGUUCUUAAAAACUCCUAAGUGCUCUAUGGGUAAACAAAUUACCAUUUUUUUUUUACAUUGUACAGGUAACAGACUGACUUUCGUUAAUACUAUAUAUUGUAACUUUACCACACUCUGUUUUUACCCUCUUUUAGAAUGGCAACCAAGUUAUCAUCCACCACUUUCUUGCAAUAUGCAAAGUGAGGUGACAUCAUUUAGUGACACACUAUCAAGUGGCAGAGGACAAGCUCAAAUUUCUGCUUCAUUCAUGGCUGUAGAUUGUGGACGGUCGAUACAAGUUCAGGAAAAAAUAAUCAUUCCAAGGUCCUUGUCUUCAAGUGAGAAUAGGAACUUUUCGCAAUCCCAAACUACAUCCAAAGAUAAGGGUUUCCGCAUUGAAAAAACUGUUGAAGAAACAAUUGGCAGUAAAUCACAGAAGACGUCUGAUUGGACAAGAGUUGCAUGCAGCUUACAAAAAAGUUCAACAUGGAGACAAGAAAGUUCUUCACUGUUUAAGGAAAUUAAGGGUGCCCUUUCAAGUAUAUCUACACUAGAGAAACAAAACCAAAGAGAAGAGACUGUGUUCAGAUUUGAUGAUACUGCUGCUUAUCUGGAGAGUUGUAGAAAAUCUGUUAAUUCUUGUUCUUCACCCACAAGAGGAGAACAAUCGGUGGCUAGUUCUUCUCAGAGGUUGCUAAAACCAACAACUAAACAAACAGAUGUUAAAAGAUUAGAAACAUGGGAAUUUCUUGGUGAUGACAAUUCUAAUCAAGUCAUGGAGAAGGCUAGAAAUGGGAAUUGUCUUAAGAUGGCAGGUAAAAAUAUUCCAUCAUCCAAAGGAUACUUGCCUGCAAGUUAUGUGCCAAAAAGGUCCAACCAGGCUGGGAUGUUACAAGGAUUAGGUCAAUAUCAUUUUCCAGAAUAUCACAUUAAAGGAAAAGGAAAUGACCUUGCUACAGAGCAAGAGGAAAUUGCUAGUGCAUUGAUAAGCAGUUAUGUAGUCUCUUCUUCCCAAAUGAGUGGAAAAGUAACUCCACCUUUAAGGGGUGUAGUAGCUGAAGAUCAGUGUUCAUCCUUAAGUGAACAGUCCAAACUAAAAGGAAGUAGUGAGGAAUCAUUCUCUAUUCUCAAAGAAAGGUCACUACCUUCUUCAGAAAAGAGGUCCCCCGAGAUUUUUGUUGUUCCAUCAAGUGAUAACAGUGAGGAGUAUGAACAAGCACUUCCAAGUGUUUUACCUGGACAUGCUGCUAAACAUUUGGGUUGUUCUUUAUCUGAAUCUCAGCUAGAAAAAUUACUUGAAAGUAGCAUUUCCUAUGAUGUAGACAGUGCACCCCCUUGUGCUGGAAAUGAAACUAGAGAAAGUCAGGAGGAUUACAUGUACACUAGAAUUAAACAAGGGCCUUUAACACGGAGGGAAUCCACUUCUCAGCGUAAUCAACUUGGAAUCACAAAGGUGAAUCCUGAUUCAUCACAGUUGAAAAAUAGUACUGCUAGUGAGCCUUGCAUAGCAUCAAAAAAGAACUUGUCUCCAAUUCACAGCAUGGCAAAUAGUUCCUUGAAAGAAAAGUAUAAACACAAAGGCAAGGGUUUGGAAGUUAACACUGGACAAAGUAACAUUGAUCAGACUUUGAGUAAACCGCUGACAAUGAAUUUUGAUGAACUGUUUAGCCAAAACACCUGGCAUUUCUCUCAAAUAUCUGACAAAAAGCUGUCUGUUAAUGAGGCUGAAACUGACUUUCAUCAAUCAAUGAAAAGAAAGAGAUCUGAGAUGGAAGGUCAUGUACAAUCCAUUCCCCCCUCAUCUGAAGGUAGACAGGGGAAUAAAGUCCUUUUGAGUGACAGUCCUGCUAGUCCAGGUUAG